Messenger RNA from Lactuca sativa (garden lettuce), 1488 nucleotides. RefSeq names its product cytochrome P450 76T24. The record is from RefSeq and is a predicted model, not a curated record. NCBI's taxonomy places the organism in Eukaryota, Viridiplantae, Streptophyta, Magnoliopsida, Asterales, Asteraceae. Gene Ontology annotation, molecular function: oxidoreductase activity, acting on paired donors, with incorporation or reduction of molecular oxygen; monooxygenase activity; iron ion binding.
AUGGACUAUCUAUCCUUCUUUCUCUCACUAUCUUGCCUUUCAAUAUUCAUCUAUGCCGUCAUCAUCACUAGCCUCCACAACUCCCGACGUCUUCCGCCUGGACCUCACCCUUUUCCAAUUAUCGGAAACCUCUUAAUACUUGGUGACAAACCCUACCAGACACUUUCCACACUCUCCAAACGUUAUGGCCCGUUAAUGUCGCUUAAGCUUGGAACCAAAACAACAAUAGUUGUUUCAUCAGCGGACAUGGCAAGAGAAUUUUUUCACAAACAUGACCGAUCAUUCUCUGGUCGCUCAGUCCCUGAAACCGCCAGAAUGGUGGACCACAAUAAAUCGUCCAUAGUAUGGCUGCCCGCCGGAGAUCAGUGGAGAAGACUACGGAGGAUAACUAAAGAAUAUUUUUUCUCCGUUCAAUCUCUAGAUGCUAGCAAACUUUUACGUGAAAAGAAGAUAGGAGAACUUCUUGAUCAUAUUGAUCGAUGCUGUACAAAUGGAACUGUUGUGAACGUAGGUGCAGUGGCAUUUACGACAACUCUCAACGUUUUCUCCAACUACAUGUUCUCAUUGGAUUUAGCACAAUAUGAUUCUGUGUCUUCACAAGAAUUCAAGGAUGCGGUAUGGGCUUUGAUGGAAGUUUGUGGGAAGCCGAAUCUUGUGGACUUUUUUCCAAUACUUAGACCAUUUGAUCCGCAAGGACUAGGACGAAGGGUUUAUCAUUAUGGAAAAAAAUUAUUGACUAUUUUCGACACGAUCAUUGACGAACGGUUGCAAAGAAGGUCAAAUUCCUCAACAAACAACGAUGUAUUGGACAUGCUUCUCAACCUCAACAUGAAAGAUGAAUUCGUAUUUAGUCGAAAUGAAAUUAAACAUUUGCUUUUGGAUUUAUUUAUAGCAGGAACUGAUACAAUAUCAAGUACGUUGGAAUGGGCGAUGGCUGAGCUUAUUCGUAACCCUCAGAAAAUGGAAUUGGCUCGUUCAAAGAUUUUUAAAUUAAUGCAAAACGAGAACAGAAGAAUUCAGGAACAAGAUAUCUCUCAACUCCCUUACCUACAAGCUAUCAUAAAAGAAACUCUUCGGCUACAUCCUGCAGGCGCUUUUCUUAUCCCUCACGAAGCAAUAGAUAAUGUUGAAGUACAAGGUUUCAUCGUGCCUAAAAAUGCACAAAUCUUAUGUAACCUUUGGGCGAUGGGACGGGACCCGCAAGUCUGGUCAGACCCGGAAGCAUUCAUGCCAGAAAGGUUUAUGGAAGUCGAGAUUGAUUAUAGAGGCCAAGACUUCGAGUUUAUUCCGUUUGGUGCUGGGAGGAGAAUAUGCCCAGGAUUGAAUAUUGCUCAUAGAAUGUUGCAUAUAGUGUUGGGGUCUUUGAUUCAGAAGUUUGACUGGAAGCUUGAAGAAAAAAUAAGACCACAAGAUUUGGACAUGGGAGAGAAAUUCGGGAUCACAUUGCCAAGAAAUGUACCACUCAUGGUCAAUCCCAUUAAACUUUGA